Molecule: messenger RNA, 1185 nt
Organism: Penicillium cosmopolitanum
Lineage: Eukaryota; Fungi; Ascomycota; Eurotiomycetes; Eurotiales; Aspergillaceae
Exons: 1
Coding region: 1-1185 (394 amino acids)
Source: RefSeq, a predicted model, not a curated record
AUGACUGAGAUGUACUCCGGGCUCCACGUGGGCCAGCGAUUCUCUUCUCUUGACGAGUUCAAGACAGUGAUUCGGAGUAUAUCAGUCAGACAACACUGGGAGCUUCGAGUGAUGCGAAGCAACAAAAAGAGUGUGGUGAUUGGUUGUCGCUCGGGCACAAAUUGCUACUUUCGCGUGGUCUGCCGUUCGAACAAGAACGCGACCUAUAUCACAAGUCUACAAGACAGUCACAGCUGUCGAAGGAGUGCAGAGACACCGGCAGCGACCCCGGCGCGCUCCGAAGCCUCUCAUGUUCGUUUCUUGUUGACAGAAAUCCCAAAGCUCUUUGACAUGAAAAGCAAGAUUACAGGACAGGAGGUCGUCGAUGCUGUGAAGCGUUAUCACGGAUACGAUAUUUCCAUGAGACAGGCGCAACGGGCCUUGAUUAAGCUCCAACCUCGACAAGCUGAUAGUCAGGCUGAUAACAGUCUGGACCUGGAAAUGAGUGUAGGUGAUCAGCAAUCGUCAUCUCAAUCCCAACCCGAAUCACAGGAAGACCCCGAACCAUCGUACCGGGCCAUAUCUGAGACUCGCUGGCUCCCAGAGCCACUCCCGUCAACAUUAAUGGACGACGAAGCUAUGAAUUCGACUCCUUCCCCACAGAACCAUGCGUCUCAAUUACCACAUCCCCCACCACAGCCCCACGGCACCGCCCAAGCCAUUCGCCCACAGAUACCGCAACCACCGCCCAUAGGAACCCCCAAUCAAACUCCAUUGAAUAAUGAUACACAGCCCAUGGUAUCACAACCAGCACUUGGAUACCAAGCUGUCCCUGUCCCCCUUGCCUUGCCCCUGGCUGGACCAGAGCACCAUCCCAAACCACCCGGUUACCCCCAUCCAUCACGCAGCGACCACCCCGCCGCUGUUCCUACCCAGAUGCUUAUGACGAAUUUCAAAAUUGAAUUCACGUGCACGAGCUGCGGGUCUCUGAACCAGAGUUUCUUCCCGAACCAAGGGAAUGUCACUGGCGGUGCAUAUAUGGGUCACCACCCAGUUCCAACCCAGAGCCCUGUCGCGAGACACUCAGUUCCUCACCCCCGUCUGGGCCGGGCGGAAAUCCCAACGAUGUCGCCGAGGACAAUACUUUUAACGUUAACGCCCUCAACGCUCGUGUCAUGCAGAAUCCGUGGGCGGCUGGGGCUCUAG